Messenger RNA from Fomitopsis serialis, 705 nucleotides. RefSeq lists its product as uncharacterized. Lineage: Eukaryota; Fungi; Basidiomycota; Agaricomycetes; Polyporales; Fomitopsidaceae. The record is from RefSeq and is a predicted model, not a curated record. The transcript is spliced from 2 exons. The coding region runs from base 1 to 705 and encodes 234 amino acids.
AUGUUCGUCGAGAAGUACAAUGAAAGUCUGCCUUGUAUUAGGCGACAUGCGCCGCCCAAACAGACGAUUCUCCUCGGCUCUCAUAGCGCAGACACUUCAAAACUGGAGGCGAAGAUGAGGGAAAGGACGGGUACGCUAGAUUUCAUGGCUAUUGAAAUCCUAGAGACCUAUUGCGCACACGAUAUUCGCCACGACCUGGAGUCGUUCUUAUGGCUCUUAUUGUGGGUCGUUCUGCGACACACAAGUAAUACGAGCUAUCCUGCUUACGGAAUCUACCUGGAAGUCUUCGGUACGCAAGAGGGAUGGGAUAGCGCGGCAAGGAAGAGACAGUUCCUCCAGACCUGGACGGCAUUCGAGGUAAAAAAUAACAUGCCGCUGACGACUCUCAUCCGCGACUUCAAAGAAGUAUGCUUCGACAACAUGCCAAUGAUGAGGGGCGGUAAACCAUCAGCGACAAUCCCUCUCACCUACGAGAGCGUGUUGGCAGUCUUCGACAAGGCGCUUGCGGAUCCGUCAUGGCCGGAGAACGACAGUGCGCUGCCAUUCAAGCUUCCACGCAAUGUCAACAGUUCGCAGCCGGGGCAAGACGGCUCUGCAGGAUCGCGUCAGGACGAGGAACGCACGAGUGAAGCUGACGACAUGGACCGAAUUGACGACGACGACCCAUUUGCCAGAAUGCAACAACGUGCUCUCAAGCGGCGAUAG